UAACAUAAAAACCUAAUAAUAUAUAACCUAAUAAUAAUAAGAAUAAAGAUAUUUAUAUCUUCUAAAUAACAUUCAUUAUUAAAAUGCUUAAUCCAGAAAUAUGGAAUUUCAAACCACCUCAACAUUAUUUUUCGACUGAAGAAAAAGAUUACAAGAAAACUGAUAUACCGAAUAUAAUCAAAUCACAUUAUUUUAACCAUUCAAUAUCCUUGAUACUUCCUGAUACAAUCAGAAUUCCGAAUGAAUUGCGAAGUUGUAUUUUUGAAGAUAGUGAUUAUUAUCGAAUUAAUAAUUUAAAUGUAUCUGAAUUAAUAAAUAAAGAAUUUAUAGAAGCAUUCGUGAAGAAAGGAGAACUAACACUUUUAACUAUAGAAAAUAAAAUAGAUUUAGAUAAUUCAGUUGCUAUUACUCCAUCUGGACAUUUAAUAUUAUCAUUAUUAACAGAAGAUUUUCAAAAAUUGGGAUUAGAAGGAAAAGUUUCUUUUUUCGAUCGUAAAAUGCAUACACGUUAUGUCACAAUAAUUGACUUGAAAUCUGAAAAUUUUACAUCUAAGAAAAAUUAUGAACAUAUUCAAACAUCAUUGAAGAAGCAUUUUGAUAAAAAAUUUAAUAUAAUUAUUUCAUGGAAUCCAUCAGAAGAAAAUGUAUGUCCAUCAUCUGUGGCAGCAUGGUUUCACAAACGUAAAUAUAAUGUAUUUCUUUGUCAACAAGUUUUUUUACAAAGAACUGAAUAUUCUUUAUCAAUACCAAUAAUUUCCAAUGAAUCCGAUCAUGAUAAAUUUUUUGAAUGGCUUGGAGUUUUUACUAUAUGUGGUGAUUUAAAAAAUAAUAUAGAAAAUGAUUAUGUAAAUACAUAUAAAUGUCCACUUCCAUCUAUGAAGGUUGGUCAAGUACAAUAUUUACAAUGGACUGGUUUUUUCACAAGAAAUCAGAUAAAAAAUUUAUAUAAUGUUAUGAAUGAAUAUAUAUCAACAAAAAAUACUUUACCAUGGAUUGCUUUACAUGUUCAAGGAUUUCUAGAUAGUCCUGUUAGUUGGGAUCUAAAAGAACAUACAUUUUAUACUGAUGGUGAUAAUAGUUAUACUAUUGUAUUUAGACCAGCUAGUCAUUCUAUUAUUUAUAAAAGUUUAAGUUCGAAUAAUAAACCAAGAAUUUUUCAAUAAUUAUAAAUUUUAUUGUAAUUGAUAAUAAAUA
Molecule: messenger RNA, 1194 nt
Organism: Apis laboriosa (Himalayan honeybee)
Lineage: Eukaryota; Metazoa; Arthropoda; Insecta; Hymenoptera; Apidae
Product: ribonuclease P protein subunit p40-like
Exons: 6
Coding region: 84-1163 (359 amino acids)
Biological process (GO): tRNA 3'-end processing; endonucleolytic cleavage in ITS1 to separate SSU-rRNA from 5.8S rRNA and LSU-rRNA from tricistronic rRNA transcript (SSU-rRNA, 5.8S rRNA, LSU-rRNA); tRNA 5'-leader removal
Cellular component (GO): multimeric ribonuclease P complex; ribonuclease MRP complex
Molecular function (GO): ribonuclease P activity; ribonuclease MRP activity
Source: RefSeq, a predicted model, not a curated record